Messenger RNA from Paramacrobiotus metropolitanus, 2865 nucleotides. Its product is annotated as serine/threonine-protein kinase ULK3-like. Bases 919 to 2523 code for a protein of 534 amino acids. Gene Ontology annotation, molecular function: ATP binding; protein serine/threonine kinase activity. Gene Ontology annotation, cellular component: cytoplasm; autophagosome. Lineage: Eukaryota; Metazoa; Tardigrada; Eutardigrada; Parachela; Macrobiotidae. Gene Ontology annotation, biological process: autophagosome organization; autophagy; protein autophosphorylation. The record is from RefSeq and is a predicted model, not a curated record. The transcript is spliced from 10 exons.
UAAUUACUAAUACUUCACAUUUCUAUUCACUACAAAAAGGUGAGGUGGAGGGACAAAAACGGACAAUUAUUAUUGAACUCGCAAUGAAAGUUUGAAAAAUACCCAAAUGAUUAUCAUUGUUUAUUUUCGAUGUUUUGAAGCUUGACUUGAAACCAUAACAUUGCAAGGAAAAGACUGGCGGUUGCUGUUUGUUCACUGCCAGACCACGUUACCCGCCCUGACGAUACGGUUUACCGGAAGCACUAUCGACGCAGUGACGUCACUCGCCACCACAUGAUUAUUUGUGGGAAAUCGGGAUGGUUGACUGGCCUGUGGAGCAGUAUGUAUGCGGCGCUUCUCCAGAUUUUCAACUGCAGAAAUCUGGAACAGCAUAGCGCAUGUUCCCACAUACUGAUUUCGCUCGUGGCUGCGCUCGUUUUUUAGCCCAGUCGAUCAAUCGUUUAAACGGUUAGUCAUCGUGUGAUUCAGCUGUAGUUGGUAUAGUGUGCUGCGCGCGUAAGUGGUUGACUCAUUUCUGGUUGCGAAUUUCCUCUGGGCCCUUGAGAUGAGCAGCAUAAACUCGACAGUAAAGCUACUGUACGAUUCAAUGAAAAUCCAUUGAAAGUCACUUUUAAUCUUGCUGACUGUGGUCAUGUUUUAUGAUGGACCCAAUGCCGAGGUGUGAAAUGGUUUGACCCUGGUGAUCCCGUUAGAGUACCAUGUCGAAUGACGAGCAGACUCAGAUGGCCCAGAUGCGUUGUUGCGCGAGAGCUGACUUGAAGUGGUGUUUUUGUUCCACUGAACAAGCUUACACGCCGUAAAUGGCUCAUGUUCCCAAUUUGCAUACUUCUUACCUGAUUCAGCCUGGUCAAUAUUAUUAUACGCUGAGGACUUAAUUAAUCAUUAUAACGAUUUAGCGUGUUUUCGUAAAUACCGAAAAUGAGAUCAUCGCGCAAUCUUCGCCCUUUAAGUGGGGAAGCGAAAAGUCCCACUUCUCAACGACCACUGAUUACGGAUUUCGUGCUCCAAGAAAGACUGGGAUCGGGAUCAUACGCCAAUGUCUACAAGGCAUUCUGGAAAACGACGAAUGAAACCGUGGCCAUCAAGAAAAUCCAGAAAGCCCGGCUUAAUCAAGCAUCGAUAGAGAAUAUUUUACUGGAGAUUGAAAUUCUGAAAAGUCUAAAACACGACUUCAUCGUUGAAAUGAAAGAUUUCACUUGGGAUUCGGAUAACAUCUAUUUAAUCCUGGAAUAUUGUUCGGGCGGUGAUUUGUCUAAUUUUAUCCGGACGCGGAGACGUCUGCCGGAAGCGAUUUGCCGUCGCUUCGUACAGCAGAUAGGUAAAGCUAUGCAGUUUCUCCGCUCAAAGCAUGUUGCUCAUAUGGAUCUAAAGCCAAAAAAUAUUUUGCUUUCCUCAAGUCGUGAACCGUUCUUAAAACUCGCCGACUUUGGAUUCGCUCAGUAUCUGAAAGCAACGGAUGGAGCGAACGAUAUGCGCGGUUCACCGUUGUAUAUGGCACCGGAAAUGUUUUCUGGCAAAGGAUACGAUGCACGUGUCGAUUUGUGGUCGAUCGGUGUUAUCUGUUAUGAAUGCUUAUUUGGCCGAGCGCCAUACUCUUCGAGAACGCUUGAAGAAUUGUUAGCCAAAAUAGCCGAAGGAUACCCGAUAAGCUUCCCUUCCGAUAUAAAGAUCUCUGACAAGUGCCGCGAUCUUCUCGACAGACUGCUCAAGCACGAUCCGAACGAGCGCAUAUCUUUUGAAGAAUUUUUUAAGCAUCCGUUUUUGGACUUCGAGCAUUUUCCUUCGGAUUCCAACUAUGAGAAAGCCUUAUCCCUAUGCAAAAUCGCUGGUGAUUUUGAUAAGAAGCAGUGCUAUGAAGAUGCCGUGAAGAAUUAUUUAGCUGGCUUGGAUUACCUUGUUCCCGUAUUGACAUAUGAAACGGAUGAGGCCAAAAAACGUACUAUCAAGGAGAAAGUGCAAGCUUAUAUGGCACGCACGGAAGAAAUUAAGAAGACCAUCCGAGCGGAAGGCCGACUGCCAUUGCUGUCGAGUCCUGGGCACGAUAUCGAAUUCAUUGAUGAGAAUGCUAUGGAUUAUCUGAAAAGAGUAUUCGAAACUGAACCAGCGAUCAUUGCUGCAUUAGAAUCAGGAAGCACUGCAGAAUACAUGGAAAACCAAGGACAUUAUAAGUUGGCUAUGGAAUAUUAUGAAGUGGCUAUUGAGCGGCUUAUGCGAUUUACCAGAGCAGGUAUGCCAGCGAGCGAGAAGCGUACGAAACUACAACGGCAGAUUGCGGACUGGCUGGAAAACGCAGAGAAUUUGAACGAGAAGAUGAAGAUGUUUGAACGUGACGACCAGUUAGCUAAAACCAUUAAUCCACUGGGCAAAACCAUUGCCAUACCGUCCAAGAAGCCGCUGCCUGCCAGUCAGUUUCGCAACAAGGAACAGCAGCUGCAGCCACCGGGAGAGUCUUCCAGUAGGCGUCGCACUAACCCUAAUACUAACACCAAACAGCCCCCAUUCCGCUCAAUUUGGCGCUAUUGACAUUCUUAUUUUGUCAGGGUGUUUUUUUUUUAUUUCUUUAGUUUUCCAGUCGUGCUCCCAACAGUGACGUACGCUUGCCGAAAGUCUUUGAUAUCCAAGUGAUCGCCUCAGUUUACUAUUUUUUUCGGCUUUUUUACUCGUUUUCUGGCUGUGAUAGAUACCAUUGUGUGCACGUUGUACCGGUUGUUACCGUCGGACUGUGUUGAUAACUUUAAAGUUUUACUUUUUGCAACGAAAAUCUUGUCAUUCAGAAUGUUGAUUUAUUGACGUGUAAAUCCUGAAUUGUAUACUGAAAUCUCACUGUCAGUAAUGAUUCAAAUACUAAAACUUCAAAUUUCAAAA